AUGGCCUCAACCAAAUCCUUCAUCCCUGUUUUACUUGUUAUUGUGACAAUGUCAAGCAUGAUCCUAGAAGCUCGCCAACUUUUGCAGACAACCACACAACCUAACUUUCCUGGCAUUCCAACUUUUCCAAGGCCAACAACAUUGCCACCUUUGCCUUCAAUUCCAACAUUCUCUCAAGGAAGUCUUCCACCAUUGCCUACUAACAUUCCAUCUCUUCUCAAGCUUACUAUGCCUCCACUUCAAAGCUUUCCUACAAAUAUUCCAACUAUUCCAUCUCUCAACAUUCCACCAUUGCCAGCGGUCACUUCACUUCCCAACAUUCCCACCUCAAUCCCAACCACUUUUCCCUCCAUCCCAUUUCUCUCCUCACCACCUUCUUCAACCUAG
Messenger RNA from Vicia faba (fava bean), 387 nucleotides. The record is from the annotation of a GenBank genome assembly. Lineage: Eukaryota; Viridiplantae; Streptophyta; Magnoliopsida; Fabales; Fabaceae.